This is a messenger RNA of Drosophila miranda, 492 nucleotides long. RefSeq lists its product as uncharacterized. The record is from RefSeq and is a predicted model, not a curated record. NCBI's taxonomy places the organism in Eukaryota, Metazoa, Arthropoda, Insecta, Diptera, Drosophilidae. The transcript has 2 exons. The coding region runs from base 1 to 492 and encodes 163 amino acids.
AUGUACAAACAUCCGCCAAAGAGAAGGAAAAUGUUCGAAAGCCUGAAGAUCUGGAGCGAGCCUAAGAACCCAAACCUUAUAUUUCAGAACAAUAUUACCGGCAAGCACACAGUCGGUCUAUACCACUUUGUUAAGCAAAUUGCCAUUCUUCGAACUGUGGGUCACCUAAAGUACGCCUACGUUAAGUUUGAGGUUCUUAAAAUUACAAAGCAUCCCGACGAUUACACCGUGCGCAUAAGGUGGCGCGUGAGGGGCAUAUCCGGCCUGAAGGUGAUGUUCCAGUUCUGGAAAUACAAGGUGUGGCAAUUGAAGGAAGUACUGAAGGAUCAGGAGGCAUGGUACGAUGGAUUUUCCAUAUGCUACUUGGGAGAAAGCGGUCUAAUAGAAAAACACGUUGUUGAUAGUCGAGAGUCUGUUGAAAAUGCCUCUGCAAUCACCCUGCCAACCGAGUCCCUGGCAGCGACAGCAUCUCAGAAACUAAGCUGUCAAUAA